Messenger RNA from Gongylonema pulchrum, 160 nucleotides. NCBI's taxonomy places the organism in Eukaryota, Metazoa, Nematoda, Chromadorea, Rhabditida, Gongylonematidae. The record is from the annotation of a GenBank genome assembly.
GGAGCAGCACCGCCGCCUCCUGGAGCAGCACCGCCGCCUCCUGGAGCAGCACCGCCGCCUCCUGGAACAGCACCGCCGCCUCCUGGAGCAGCACCGCCACCUCCUGGAGCAGCACCACCGCCUCCUGGAGCAGCACCGCCGCCUCCCGGUUGAGCUUUAG